UGGCGGUGGAUCUCUGCCUUCAGACGGCGCUGAGACGCACCGACAGGCGGACGCACUCGGCGCGAUUCCCGGGACUGAUUUCCUCAGCCUGCCCCGCUGCUCUGCUGGAGAAUCCCCCCCACCGCCAGGUUUCCUUCUGGACUUCAAAAGCAAACCCUGCAGCCCAGAGCUUUGUAAAUCGGAAGUUGGACAAUGGCAACAGCAGAGGAGCCACGCGAUUGUCUGCAGGGCAUCAUAGAGCCCAAGACUAAAAUGUAGUCCUUACUGACUCCUUCUUCAAAACAAAGUCACUGGGGCUGAUUUGGGUUAUGGAACAAAUGGAGAAAGCUGUUGAGGAUUUAAAUUUGUCCUUUCUGCUGGAGCAUGAAAGGGAAAUGAUCCUGAAGGUGCUACAGAAAGACGAGAAGCUGAGGAAACGUGAGGAGAAAAGGAUACGAAAGUUAAAAAAUGACCUGCUGGAGAUCAAGCGAAAAGGUUCCCGCCGGCCUCAUGACUCUGAGGAGCGGCAGUGCGCUCGCUGCCUCAAAACGUUAGGGCUGAUCUUUGACCGUGGCGAACUCUGCGAUGAAUGCCGGCUGCGCGUUUGCAGCGACUGUCGUGGAACGAUCGCCGGCUCACGCAAGUGGAGAUGCAACGUCUGUGCCAAGAUUUCGGAGCUGAAGGUGGUGACUGGAGAGUGGUUCCUGGAGGAACGGUCCAGGCGCUUCGAGCAGAAAGCGCUGAGCAGUGACGUCAUCAAGCAGACUAUCCUGAGCGCCCCACCAAGUGCAGAAAAAAAGUCAACAGAAAACCUGUCAGCGUCCUCUGAUUUGGAGAAACCAGACACUCCGAAAUCCAACAGAAGUGCAGUGCGCAACAUCAUGGAUGGUGCCAGAAAGAAAGGACGGAUGAAAAUUGGUAAGAAAGGCAGCCGCGCCACCCUGAAACCCGGGAACGGAGCCGACAGCGUCAGCAUGAAGUCGUCUUCAGAUGGAGACACUCAGAGCGUUCGUUCCGCUCAGAGUCAGCAUUCAAACAGGAGCGUGGCGGUGGCGUUGGAGUCCUCGGGUUUGCCCACGGUCCCCAACAAUCUCCGUUCCCAAACUCCAGAUAAAUCACCCAACCCCAGCAACAACCGGAGGGUCAGGCCCGACGGAGCGGAAAGCGUCGCCAGCCUGCGCUCCGGCGAGGGUCUGUCUGAGAAGGAAGGGACGGGACUUCAGCUCGCUAACUCGGCCACGCCGACCAUCUCCGUCUCCUGCGCGUCUGUGGUGUCAGAUCACAGCCACUCAGAGAUGGACCUGUCAGCUCCGGGAUCUGACCACAGCGACGACGCCCUCAGCCUCAGGAGCCGCUCAGUCCCCGGGCUCAACGAAGCGGAGUUUUCCGACGAGGACGCAGAGGAGGACAUCGAUGCCCUGAUGUCGGCACACAGCCUGAGUCGGGGCGGACGCCUUAGCAAUGCCGCAUCAACGUCCUCCACUCCUGGCACAGAAAGAAGGUGGGGGUACCUAAACAUCCCCGACUCGGAUGCUGAGACUAGCAGCCUCAACAGCAUGAUGAGCAUGUACAGCGAGACGGGCGACUACGGAAACGCCAGGGUGAGCGGCGAGAUUCUCCUCAACAUCAGCUACAGCUACAAAACAGGCGCCCUCAACAUUCUGGUGAAAAAGUGUUACAACCUGGCAACGGGAGACGACAGGAGGCAGCGCACAGACGCGUAUGUGAAGACCUACCUGCUUCCUGACACGUCCCGCCAGAGCAAGAGGAAGACGAGCAUCAGACCCAACACCAUCAACCCGGUUUUUAACGAGAACCUGAGAUACGUGAUCAGCCACUCGCAGCUGGAGACUCGAACCCUGCAGGUGUCUGUGUGGCACCAUGACCGCUUUGGAUACAACAGCUUCCUGGGAGAAGUGGAGCUGACCUUUGACUCCUGGGAGUUCGACUCUCAGAUAGAGGAGUGGUACUCUCUGCAGCCCAGGGUAGAGAGCAGCGCUGACUCCACCAUGCACUACAAAGGAGAGCUGACUGUCGUGUUAAAGUACAUUCCUGCAGAGAAAAACCUCACACUGCCUCUGGACCAGGUUCAAGUGAAGAAGAGCUUCCUGAAAGGCAAGAAGACGAGCAGCUUCACGCUGCCUAAAGGGGGCAUGGUCGAGCUGCUGGUCAAAGGGGCCAAAAAUCUAACAGCGGUCAAGUCUGGAGGCACUUCGGAUCCUUUUGUGAAAGGAUACCUCCUCCCGGACAAUAACAAGUCAACCAAGCACAAGACGGCGGUGGAGCGGCGCACUGUGAACCCGCAGUGGAACCACACCUUCACCUACUGCGGCCUGCAGGACGGAGACCUCAACAACAUCUGCCUUGAGCUGACCGUGUGGGACAAAGAGGCUUUGUCCAGCAAUGUUUUCCUAGGAGGAGUCAGGCUGGGAGCAGGGACAGGCAAAAGCUACGGGAAUGAGGUGGACUGGAUGGACUCGUUCGGGGAAGAGCAGCAGGUCUGGCAGCGCAUGAUUGAAAACCCAGAGGUUCCUCAAGAGUGCACGCUGAUGCUGCGGUCGAGCAUGCGCAAGUGCAACACAUGAACUUAGACCGAAGCACAACGGAAGAGCAAAUUACAGGGAGGGAAAGAAGCGGAGGAAACGGUCUGACGUUGUGGGGAGAGAGCUGGAGAGGUCGACGGGUCAAGAAAAAAAGCAAGCAGUGACUCAACUGGAACCACUCCGCUUUCUACUUUCUUUCUUGUUCAGAUCUCCUCUCCUGUCCACCACAGCCAGUCAUGCCUUACUCUCUCACCCACAUGUGCCCCUCUUCCCUCCCAAAGCAUCUGUCUUGACCAAGCACUGCUGUUCUUAGGAAACCCGUGUUGUAUUUAACUUUGUGUAACUUAUAGAUAAGCACAUGGUUACUCCUGAUGUCCCUGUCCUCGUCUCGUCUGUGGGUCAUUUCUGCAUGUAGUAACAGCUAAUAGAAAUGAUUAAAGGUGUAUUAGAUGAGGCAUUGGUUAAAACUAUGUAUAAACAUUCCCUCUAUGAGCAACAAAGUCUUGUUGCUUGUAUAUAUCUCAUUGCCAGUAAUGCAUACUGAGGGGAAAAGCAGGUCAAUCUUUUACAUGAGGACAUAUGAUACAGAUAUUCAUACACCUUCCUUUCUAAGAUUAAUAUUAUUCUGGACAGUAGAAGAAACCAGAGAACUUACUGUAGAAAACCCGAGUAGAUUUGUGAAGAGCACAAUCAUCUCAUAUUGAUGAAAGAUGGAUAUUUUUGCAAAAUAUCUUGGAAAACCUUUUUUUUUUUAGUUCUUGUUGAUGUGAAUUACCUCGACACAAAUUUCUCCAGAAAGUAAAAAUGCCGGUGUAAAGAAAAUGCAAAAUAUUUGUUCAAAAUUUUAAUGGUGGGAAAAUUGCCAAGUGAAGAACAGCGAACAGCUCCAGCUUUCAGGAAACAGAAGGAAGCCAGUCAAUUCUCAAAGUGCUCAAUGCUGCUUUUCACGUGUAUCUUUUAUUUUUUGUCUUCAAAAUUUAAAUGAUAGUUUUCACAAAAUCCUGGACACCUGUGGUUUCCCUUUGAAUCCUGUCUUCUCUUUACUUUGACAUGAGCUCUUUGGUAAAGCUCAGGUAUUACUUAAGAUUUUGAGAUGGUAACCAGCUGCUCCUGGUUGUAUAACAGAAAACAAAAAUACAGAAGACUGUCCAUAGGGUAAGAGCAAAAAUACUGAGAAACUAUUUACCUCAAAACAGCAACACCUGAAUCAAAAUAUUAGGAUUUUUCCUAUGAAUUUCGUCCUAAUAAUUCUUGAGAAUUUGCAAGCUAAAUCACGAGUAGGAAACAGAGGUUUUAAAAAGUAAUUGCAGUAAUUUUUAUGUUUUCUUAUGUCAUGACUUCAAACCACUUGUACACUGUAAUAAUGAAAAUGAGCUCAGUGUAGGCAGUAAUAAUGUAAGCAGAAUUAGCAGUGGAGCAAAUUGUCUAUUAAAUCAAUUGUAUUGCAGCUGCUGGUCUAUUAAACAGUGGGGUCAAGAGUCAUCCCUUUAUAGACGAGUUUAUCUGCUUUCCCCCUCUGGUUGAAAGAAAAUAUAUAAAAUGUGGCACAAAAGUCCUGUCUAAUUAGAAAAUUCAGACUAUCUUUCUUUGUAAAGUUACAUAACACUGUAUCAGUGUGUUCAUUAGGGUAGAGGAACAAGAAGGUUACACAAAGCACUGAUGCUGACAUCACUUUGCACCUAGAGGAGAAGGUGUGAUCUGCGGCGUUUUCUCAGGAACCCUGAGCCGGGUCUGCGUGUUGCAGAGUGAGUCAGCACCAACGUGAGCUGCCAUCAUCUCAGGGAGUGGGGACCGAUCACGAGCCGCUGAUAGUCAGACGCCGACCUUGUCGUUGCUGCCCGGGGCGCCGUGAUCAUUCGUUCUGUGAUGCGUUCUGCAGUUCACCGAAACGUUUCCAGGUGAAAAAAAAAACAACAAAAAACAAAAACAACAACCUUCAUUUCAUGUGGAAUGCUAGUUGUAAACGUCUGCUCGAAACUCCCAGAUACAAAGUAGUAAUAACUAAAAUUCACGUCCUGACCCUUUAGCAUGACCAAGAAUCUGAUGCAAAGUCUCAAUCCAGAGGAAAAUAUUUCUGUGCUGCAUGUACCAUCUCUCUCUCGUGUCUGGUUCUGGUCAUCAAACUCACCUUUCAAAAAGCUUAUCUUCUCCCAAAUGUGCUUCAAGAACAUUUUGAGAUAAAUGCAUCUUUCCAUAGUCUGUAAUAUGGUUUUUGAAGAAUAUUACUGAUAUUAAAAAAUAUAUAUCUGA
Poeciliopsis prolifica (blackstripe livebearer) is the source of this 4772-nucleotide messenger RNA. It is a transcript of the gene sytl5, whose product is annotated as synaptotagmin-like 5. The record is from RefSeq and is a predicted model, not a curated record. Gene Ontology annotation, biological process: intracellular protein transport; exocytosis. Gene Ontology annotation, cellular component: exocytic vesicle; plasma membrane. The coding region runs from base 309 to 2564 and encodes 751 amino acids. The transcript is spliced from 18 exons. NCBI's taxonomy places the organism in Eukaryota, Metazoa, Chordata, Actinopteri, Cyprinodontiformes, Poeciliidae. Gene Ontology annotation, molecular function: small GTPase binding; phospholipid binding; neurexin family protein binding.